AUGGGACGUCUUGCCAGCUCCUCCCCCACCCCUCCAGCCACCCAAGGCAUCGAAGAAGACGUUAGAUCACAUUUCCGAGGCCUAGGCGUCGGAGAGAUUACAAUGGACAAUGCCGAAGUGUCAAGCCACGUGACUAUGGUACAGUACACCGAGCGACGAGAUGCCCUGUUGGUACGAAUCGAGGCGCAUAAGGAAGCGGACCCACUGCAGAGGGGUCCAUUUUGGCAGGAGGAAUUCCACGAUGCAUUUGCGAGAAUCGUCACUGGAGAACGGAUGAUUGAGAGGUGCCGAGAGGUUCAGAGGAUGCAUUGGCUGUUUAAGGAGGGCAGGGAUGAGGAGGCGAUGAGGAUUCAUGAUGUCAUUCAGGAGAGAAUGCGUAGAAGACGUCAAGAGGUUGAAGAGAUGGAGAUGGAGGAUGAGCGAUUUGAUGAGGAGGAGGAGAGUGAAGCUGAGGAGUCGGAUGACGAAGAAGAGUCUGAUGCUAGCGACUCUGAGGAUCCAGAAAAUUCCGACGAUGAUAGCCAAGAGGAUUCAGAAGACGUCUACAAUGAUCACCUAGAGGAUUCUGAUGCUUCCAUCGUUUUUGAAGAUCCAGAAGACGUCUACAAUGGUUUACCGCGUUCUGGCGAUGACAACCUGUUGGAUUUUGAUGCUAGCCAUUCAGAAGACGACUGUUCUGCUGGAAGACGUCGAGGUGUAGAAGAAGAGGAUUCUGAUGAUGCUAGUCAGGAUCUUUAUGAAGCUAGCGAUAUAGAAAAUGCCUACGAGUAUUCUGAGUUUUGUGACGAUGACGAUCUGAAAGAUAUGGAUUUUGGUGGCCUAGAAAGUUCUGACGGUGAAGUUCUGGAGGAUUAUGAUGGUGCUGCUGGAAGAGGACGUCGAUUUUUUAAGUCUGGUGUCAGCGAUUCAGAAGGUGUCUACACGGAUUCUGACGAUGGACAUCUUGAAGAUUCUGAAGUCAACGAUUCUGAAGAAGACGUUUACAAUGAGCAAUCGGAAGACUGUGACAGUGAAGCUGAGGAUUUUGAGAUGGUUGGGUAUGAGCAAUCUCCAGAAUUUCAAUACAUGGACCAUGAAGAAGACAUUGAGGACUUUGAGAUGGUAGAUUAUAACGAAGAUGAGCAAUCUUCGGGAUUCGAAGUGCACCAGGAGGAUUAUGAGAUGGUUGGAUAUCCCGAAAAUCAGCAUUUUGAGAAUUUUGGGGUCCCAGAAUUCGAGAAUGAGCAAUUUGAGAUGGUCCAUUACAACCAGCAGCAGGAGGAGGAGGAUACUGAUGAGGACGAGGAGAUCGAUGUUGUUAAUUGA
Messenger RNA from Caenorhabditis briggsae, 1305 nucleotides. The record is from RefSeq and is a predicted model, not a curated record. The transcript has a single exon. The coding region runs from base 1 to 1305 and encodes 434 amino acids. NCBI's taxonomy places the organism in Eukaryota, Metazoa, Nematoda, Chromadorea, Rhabditida, Rhabditidae.